AUGUCGUAUCUCACACAGCUCUUGCCUCCCCACCCAGAACAGCCGGUGGUGGUGGAUCUGGCCACCAAGUUUGUCCAUGUCUCGACCAACAAGUCGAAACAUGCGAUUCACGCCCUCAAAUGGACGCCCGACGCGCGCAGAGUGCUCAUCUCGUCCCAUUCUGGAGAAUUCACCAUUUGGAACGGUUUGACAUUCAACUUCGAGUCCAUCAUGCAGGCCCAUGAUUCGCCCAUUUUCGCUCUUCAGUACAGCCACAACGGCGACUGGCUUUUGAGCGCAGACCAGAUUGGAUGCGUCAAGUUCUGGCAGCCAAAUUUCAACAACGUUAAUAUUCUUCCAAAGGCCCAUGACAACGCUAUUCAGGACAUUGUGUUUUCUCCAAACGACUCCAAGUUUGUUAGCUGUUCCGACGACCUCACGCUCAAGAUCUGGAACUUCAACACCGCUACCGAAGAAAGAACUUUGAAGGGUCACCAUUGGGACGUUAAGGCCUGCGACUGGCACCCAAACCUCGGCCUUAUAGUAAGCGGAUCAAAAGAUAAUCUGGUCAAGUUCUGGGACCCUCGAGACGGAAAGUGUAUCUCCACCGUUCACGACUUCAAACAUACUGUCACCAAAGUUAGGUUCCAGCCCAACGGAAACCAAAGACUCCUGGCUGCCUGUUCCAGAGACCAUUCCACAAGAAUCUUUGACAUUAGACUCAUGAAAACUAUCAACGUCAUCAGAUCCACAGAUGACGUCGACCUCACCUCUGUCACAUGGCAUCCGGUUCAUUCAGCCUCGCUCACUAUUGGAGGAUACGACGGGUCUUUGUCCUCCUACGAUCUGUCCAAAGAACUGAACCAGGACCUCGUCUUCAACAGAGAAAAACAGCCUGCCACCACCACCUCUCCUCUGCACCGUAUACCAUACGCCCACGACAAAGCCAUUCACGACCUCCAGUACCACCCGCUCGGCCACGUUCUUUGCACGGCAGGCGCAGACAAGUCGAUGCGGUUCUGGUGUCGUUCCAGACCAAACGAUCCUCUUGCUUUCCAAGACAACGCAUACACAGGAGAAUCCUGGGCCGAAAAACAGCCGUUCUCCAUGGACCAGAACGGAAGAGAGCCGGAAAACAGAUUCCAACCGCCUCCUCCUCCAUCUGGCUUGCCUGGUCUUCCAGGAUUGCCUGGGUUGCCUGGACUACAAGGGGUUAGCUCUCUUCCAAGUAUUCCUGGAAUGACAAAUAGAUAA
This is a messenger RNA of Ogataea philodendri, 1233 nucleotides long. RefSeq lists its product as uncharacterized. NCBI's taxonomy places the organism in Eukaryota, Fungi, Ascomycota, Pichiomycetes, Pichiales, Pichiaceae. Gene Ontology annotation, molecular function: protein binding. The transcript has a single exon. Gene Ontology annotation, cellular component: mRNA cleavage and polyadenylation specificity factor complex. The record is from RefSeq and is a predicted model, not a curated record. Bases 1 to 1233 code for a protein of 410 amino acids.